This is a messenger RNA of Molossus molossus (Pallas's mastiff bat), 2332 nucleotides long. It is a transcript of the gene LOXL2, whose product is annotated as lysyl oxidase like 2. Gene Ontology annotation, biological process: peptidyl-lysine oxidation. The record is from RefSeq and is a predicted model, not a curated record. Lineage: Eukaryota; Metazoa; Chordata; Mammalia; Chiroptera; Molossidae. The transcript has 13 exons. Gene Ontology annotation, cellular component: membrane. Gene Ontology annotation, molecular function: protein-lysine 6-oxidase activity; copper ion binding. Bases 11 to 2332 code for a protein of 773 amino acids.
GAGGACAGGCAUGGCAAGGUGGGGAGGCUCCCGCCUUCGCAGCUGGCUGGCUGUGCUCUCCCUGCUCCCCUCGCUGAGCCUGGCGCAGUACGAGAGCUGGCCCUACUACCCUGAGUACUUCCAGCAGCCGGCUCCUGAGUACCACAGGCCUCAGGUGCCCUCCGACGUCGCCAAGAUCCAGCUGCGCCUGGCGGGGCAGAAGAGGAAGCACAGCGAGGGGCGGGUGGAGGUGUACUACCAAGGCCAGUGGGGCACCGUGUGCGAUGAUGACUUCUCCAUCCACGCAGCCCACGUCGUCUGCCGGGAGCUGGGAUACGUGGAGGCCAAGUCCUGGGCGCCUAGCUCCUCUUACGGCAAGGGGGAAGGGCCCAUCUGGUUGGACAAUAUCCACUGCACUGGCAAAGAGGCGACCCUUGCAGCCUGCUCCUCCAACGGCUGGGGUGUCACCGACUGCAAGCACACAGAAGACGUGGGUGUGGUGUGCAGCGAGAAAAGGAUUCCUGGGUUCAAGUUCGACAAUUCACUGAUCAACCACAUAGAGAACCUGAACAUCCAGGUGGAGGACAUCCGGAUCCGAGCCAUCCUGUCCACCUACCGCAAGCGCACCCCCGUGACGGAGGGCUACGUGGAGGUGAAGGACGGCAAGGCCUGGAAGCAGAUCUGUGACAAGCACUGGACGGCCAAGAACUCCCGUGUGGUCUGUGGCAUGUUUGGCUUCCCUGGGGAGAAGACGUACAACACCAAGGUGUACAAAAUCUUUGCCACCCGGAAGAAGCAGCGCUACUGGCGGUUCUCCAUGGACUGCACUGGCACGGAGGCCCACAUCUCCAGCUGCAGUCUGGGCGCGCAGCUGACGCGGGACUCUGUGAAGAACGUCACCUGUGAGAAUGGGCUGCCUGCUGUGGUGAGUUGUGUGCCUGGCCAGGUCUUCAGCCCCGAUGGACCUUCAAGAUUCCGGAAAGCCUACAAGCCAGAGCAGCCCCUGGUGCGGUUGAGAGGUGGUGCCAACAUUGGGGAGGGCCGCGUGGAGGUGCUCAAGAACGGUGAAUGGGGUACCAUCUGCGAUGACAAGUGGGACCUGGUGUCUGCCAGCGUGGUCUGCAGAGAGCUGGGUUUUGGGAGUGCCAAAGAGGCCCUCACCGGCUCCCGGCUGGGGCAAGGGAUAGGACCCAUCCAUCUCAAUGAAAUCGAGUGCACUGGGAAUGAGAAGUCCCUCAUAGACUGCAAAUUCAACGCCGAGUCCCAGGGCUGCAACCACGAGGAGGAUGCAGCUGUGAGAUGCAACAUCCCUGCCAUGGGCUUCCAGAAGAAGCUGCGCCUGAACGGGGGCCGGAAUCCCUACGAGGGCCGGGUGGAGGUGCUGGUGGCGAGGAAUGGGUCCCUCGUGUGGGGGACGGUGUGUGGCGAGAACUGGGGCAUUGUGGAGGCCAUGGUGGUCUGCCGGCAGCUGGGCCUGGGGUUCGCCAGCAACGCCUUCCAGGAGACCUGGUAUUGGCACGAAAACAUCAAUGCCAACCAAGUGGUCAUGAGUGGAGUGAAGUGCUCGGGAACGGAGCUGUCCCUCGUGCACUGCCGCCACGACGAGGACGUGGCCUGCCCCCAGGGUGGAAUGCAAUAUGGGGCCGGAGUCGCCUGCUCAGAAACCGCCCCUGACCUGGUCCUCAACGCGGAGAUUGUCCAGCAGAGCACCUACCUGGAGGACCGGCCCAUGUUCAUGCUCCAGUGCGCCAUGGAGGAGAGCUGCCUCUCGGCCUCGGCUGCCCAGACCAACCCCACCACAGGCUACCGGCGGCUGCUGCGCUUCUCCUCCCAGAUCCACAACAAUGGCCAGUCCGACUUCCGGCCCAAGAACGGCCGCCAUGCGUGGAUCUGGCAUGACUGCCACAGGCACUACCACAGCAUGGAAGUGUUCACCCACUACGAUCUCUUGAACCUCAAUGGCACCAAGGUGGCAGAGGGCCACAAAGCCAGCUUCUGCUUGGAGGACACAGAAUGUGAAGGAGACAUCCAGAAGAGUUACGAGUGUGCCAACUUCGGCGAGCAGGGGAUCACCAUGGGCUGCUGGGAUGUGUACCGCCAUGACAUCGACUGCCAGUGGGUGGACAUCACCGACGUGCCUCCUGGAGACUACCUGUUUCAGGUUGUCAUUAACCCCAACUAUGAGGUGGCAGAGUCUGACUACACCAACAACAUCAUGAAGUGCAGGACCCGCUAUGACGGCCACCGCAUCUGGAUGUACAACUGCCACAUAGGUGGUUCCUUCAGUGAAGAGACAGAAAAGAAGUUUGAACACUUCAGUGGACUCAUACAUAACCAGCUCUCCACGUGGUAA